This is a messenger RNA of Lasiosphaeria miniovina, 1864 nucleotides long. RefSeq lists its product as uncharacterized. Lineage: Eukaryota; Fungi; Ascomycota; Sordariomycetes; Sordariales; Lasiosphaeriaceae. The transcript has 2 exons. The coding region runs from base 158 to 1819 and encodes 553 amino acids. The record is from RefSeq and is a predicted model, not a curated record.
CCUUAACUUAAAAAUUCGAAACAGAAAAAACAUCGAAAAUUUAAUGCAAAGAUGCGUGCGCGGAAACAUUCAUCACGACACACGUAAUAGGAGCCUCGAUUGACCGCGCAAAGUAAAUUAAGGGCACUGGAGGAAUGUUUGCGCCUCCUGGCUCAAGAUGCGAAGAUGGCCGCCAGCAGCGAGACUCUGGCGCGCUUCCGUUCCACAGCAGAGAGCAGUGACCCCCCGCAGGCUCUUUCAUGACGCUCAACACUUUCGCGUUCCCUGUGCAUCGUCCAGUGACAUAAUCGUGAGCCUUCACAACAUAGGGGACCAGCACCGCUCAAGCGACCCCUUACUCAUCUGGCUCCCGCCAUUCUCGGCUUCACACGCCAUCAAUCUCAAAAGCGAAUCCUGGGACGGCUCCAGCAGCCCUCCCGUCGCCGACAUACCAUCAUGGCUGCCACGGUACCCGACUGCCGUCAUCAACUACAGGUGGUUACCCUUGUCCGAGGACGAUCCUGAGUUGCCGCCGCCUGAGAACGGCGACAGCAUCACGCCGUCGCGCUGGCCGACCCCCAUCCACGACGUGCUGUUCGGCUACUCGUGGAUCCUCAACAACCUCGCGCCGCCCGACGGCGAGCGGCGCGACGUGUACGUGUGCGGGUCGUACCUCGGGGCCGGGCUCGCCGCCGGGCUCGCCAUGACCGAGUCGCACGCCCGCCAGCCCAUGGCCGUGCGCGGGCUAGUGGCCUACAACGGCAUCUACGACUGGACCAUGUUCCUUCCCGACCACCCAGUCCGCCAGCACCGAGGAGCCAAGAAGGACAAGCCGUCCUCUUCGUCGUCGCAAACAGCGGGGCGAGUAAAGCUCCCAUCGCUCGCCUCUCUCCGCCGCUCCUUCGCCAAGGCGCACCCAAAGAACCAGGACCCGGCGUUCCGGCUGCUCAAGCAGCGCAUGCCCGCCCUCUUCGACACGCCGGGCGACCUGUUUGACCCGUUCGCUAGCGUGUGCCUAUUCUUCCACAGCGCCGCGUUGCACGUGCCGCCCGACUUCACCACCAGCGUCACCGCCACCGCCGCCGCCAGCGACAUGUCCCGGGCCAUUGACGCACUAGCGUCCUUGUCCCUGCCCCCGCCCUCUUCCUCUUCCCGCUGGGACGAGCAGGGUUACGGCGACGACGAGUACCCGCGCUCGGACGCUGUCCUGCUCGCUGCCACAAAAGCGCCGCGCAAGGGCUACCUGACCUUUCCGCCGCGCAGGUCGACGCUGGUGGUCCCCGAGACGCUGCUGCUCUCAUCGUCGUCGUCAUCGCUCUCUAGCAGCAGCAGAAACGACAACAGCAGUGCCCCUCCCCCGCCGCCACCGUCUUCCUCCACAACCACCGGAGCAACAGCAGCCAAAGCCUCUGCAUCGGCAUCGGCAUCCGCAUCCGCAUCCGCAGGACCGACAAAGGCAAGGCGGGCCACCAUGCGACGGAAACUCGCCGGCGACGAGCAGCACCAGCACCAGCAAAAACACCAGCACCAUGACCCUACUGAGAAAAACAACUUCACCGUGCAGGCGCACGAGCUGGGCUGGCUGAUGCAGCGCAGCGUGGCUAUGGUGGAGCUCAAGGAGCGGAUGCGGCGCGAGACCGAGUUCGAAGACUUUGACGCGCGCGUGGCGGAAGCCGAGCGCCGGGUCCAGUGCGAGAGCGUGAGCAGCGAGGCCGGUCCCGAGGGGGUCGCUGGGGAGGGGGUCGCUGGGGAGGAGGAGGAGAGUAGCAUGAGCGGCGGCCUGGACGAGCGCGGCCAGGAGCUGGUGGCCGAGUGGCUGUAUGAGAGAAUCGGGAUGUGAAAAGGACUAGAGAGAUUCUAGAGGGAAGCGAGGGUAGACGAUGGA